Messenger RNA from Anopheles gambiae (African malaria mosquito), 1394 nucleotides. RefSeq lists its product as uncharacterized. The coding region runs from base 253 to 1329 and encodes 358 amino acids. Lineage: Eukaryota; Metazoa; Arthropoda; Insecta; Diptera; Culicidae. The record is from RefSeq and is a predicted model, not a curated record. The transcript has 2 exons.
AACCAUCGAACCAGCGGCGAUCAGUCUAACGCUGACCAGGUUAGCUUGGUGGUACGAAACACGAAACAGCUGUAAGGAGCAAAGGAACGAAGGAUCGAACCAGACAUUGCAGGCGCAGGCACAAAAGCCCUCCCGAAGCACGCAGGCAACAGUUCUUUCGAAAGCGAAAGUGAAGUGUGGUGACCGGAGCUUCCAGUUGUCGAGACACGUGCCGCAGUGCAAUACUAUCGGCGCCUAAUUUCGAACUCAAAGAUGAAACUGUGCGCCCUCCUCCUGCUGGCCGUGCUGGGCUGUUCCCGUGCCGAGCAGUUCGAAGGAUACUUCUAUCCGAAACCGAGCUGCCCACUGCCCGAAACCGUCUACAUCACGCGGACGGAAACGGACUACCAGCGCUACACGGAAACCGUCGCCUCGCCGGUGUACGGUGACGAGCAGACGGUCGUGUCCUCCGUCUACAUUACGAACACCCAGACGGCAACCGUGCCCGUGUACCAGACGCUCACCAGUACCGUUACCUACACGGUAACGCCGCCGCUGCAGCCGGCCCAAACGGUGUACAACACGGUCACGCUACCGCCGAUCGUUUCUACCACGACCGUUGUCACGGCGACGCCCGUCUACCGCACGCAGACGGAAACGCGCACCGUCACCCAGCCGCCCGUAACGCUUCCGCCGCAGGUCAUCUACUCGACCGUGCAGCUUCCGCCGGUAACGCGUACCGAAACGUCCGUCUACACCACCACCACGCCCGUCAUCCAGACGGUGCAGGACUAUCGUACCGUAACGCUGCCGCCCGUAACGCUUCCGGCCCAAACGAUCUACUCGACCGUCCAGCUGCCGCCGGUAACGCGCACGGAAACGUCCGUCGUUACGCGCACGAGCCAGGUCGUGUCGACGGUGCGCGACACCGUGACGAUCCCGCCGGUAACGCUUCCGGCACAAACCAUCUACUCCACCGUACAGCUGCCGCCGGUGACGCGCACCGAAACGUCCGUGUACACGACGGCCACUCCCGUCUACCAGACCGUUACCGAUACGCGCACGGUAACGCUGCCGCCCGUCCAGGUGCCAGCGCAGACGAUCUACAGCACCGUAACGCUGCCGGCCGUUACGCGCACCGUCAGCUCGGUCUACACGCAACCGGGCGGCUACCAGACGGUGUACGUCACCCAGACCGAGGUGCAGCGCGAUCAGGUGCAGGCCCAAACGAUCUACAGCACCGUCACGCUGCCCGCCGUUACGAAGACCUUCUGUGCGCCGACCUAUCUACCGCCGCAGAAUACGCUCGCCGCCUACAACCAGGGACGCUACACGAACGGACUCUUUUAAGCGGAGGCUCACGAGCACAAACACAAACACAAACUUAAGUAAAUAAACUAAAAACCCCCGUGAAA